CGCGGUAAGCGCACGCGAGUCCGGUCGCCAUAACAACGGUUUGUUUCUAUGUGAUGUGAUAGGACCUUAUUAGAAGACAGAAUGAAACUCAAGCGAUUUCUCCUCAGAUAUUAUCCGCCAGGUAUAAUCCUUGAAUACGAGAAAGGAGGAUUUCUGAGGACCAAAUCAAUAGAUCUUUUGGAUUUGACUCCAGAAACAAAUCCAGAUGAGUUGGUGGAAGAAAUCAGACAAUCAGAGCCUCUGGUCACAAAGGCUCAGAGUGAUCAGGUCAAACAGCUGGUUAUUCGACUUCAGAAGAAGCAGACCCAGCAGGACCAUCACAGGUUCUGUUUCUCCAAGGAGCUCAAGGCACACAUACUGCCACUGACAAAUGUUGCCUUUGAUAAAUCUGGGUCAAGGUUUAUAACUGGGAGUUACGACAGGACAUGUAGAGUCUGGGACACAGCCUCAGGCACAGAGCUGCACGUGCUAGAGGGUCACAGAAACGUGGUGUAUGCAAUUGCAUUCAACAACCCUUAUGGAGACAAGAUUGCGACUGGCUCUUUUGAUAAGACCUGCAAACUGUGGUGUGCCGAGACUGGCAAAUGUUUUCAUACUUAUCGGGGACACACGGGAGAAAUAGUGUGUCUUGCAUUCAACCCCCAGAGUACGCUGGUGGCCACAAGCAGUAUGGACACCACUGCCAAGCUGUGGGAUGUGGAGAGUGGGGAGGAAGUGGCCACACUGACUGGUCACACCGCAGAGGUCCUCUCGCUGUGCUUUAACACAGUGGGCAGUCAACUUGUCACCGGUUCCUUCGACCACACAGUCGCUAUAUGGGAUGUUGCUUCAGGAAGACGGGUCCACACGCUCAUUGGUCACAUGGGAGAAAUAAGCAAUGUUCAGUUUAACUGGGAUUGCUCCUUGAUUGUUACUGGUUCCAUGGAUAAAACCUGCAAAGUUUGGGAGACUGUCAGUGGGAAGUGUGUUGCCACCCUCACUGGACACAAAGAAGAGGUGUUGGAUGUGUGUUUUGAUUUAAGUGGUCAACUCAUUGCUACUGCCUCAGCUGAUGGGACAGCAAGAGUGUUCAGUACAGCAACACAUCAGUGUCUUGCAACCUUAGAAGGCCAUGAGGGCGAUAUCUCCAAGAUCUGUUUCAGCCCUCAGGGCACCAGAGUCCUGACUGCCAGCUCAGACAAGACAGCUCGGCUGUGGGAUGCUCACUCUGGAGUCUGCUUACAAGUCCUGGAGGGGCACACAGACGAGAUCUUUUCCUGUGUCUUCAACUACGAGGGCGACACGAUCAUUACAGGCAGCAAGGAUAACACAUGCCGGAUCUGGUACUGAACAUUACCCCAACCUACCAGAGGCUCAGGAGGGCAUUUACAUGAACACAACAAUCAAAUUGUGUUUGCCAAAUAUCGUCCACUUUGUGUCUGCUCAAUUGUGGACUACUGUAAAAGAAAAACACACACAAAAAAAAUCACAAACUCCUGCUCAGUUUGGUCUUUGACUUCUGUGUGAAGUUAAUGUGGUCCUAGAAAUCAACAGAAGCUUGGAAUCUCUGCUCAGAUGUCAUCAGAAGGAGUCAAAUUCUUCAAUUUCAAAAACUGCUCAUGUUUUGUUCAAGCAAUAAUUGACAUUAUAGGAAAUAGAUGGAUUAACUGUACAUCAUAUAGUACCAUGCAAAAGUCUUGAGCCACCACUUAUUUAUUUGUAUUUUGCUAUGAAAAUAUUAAACUAAGUGAUGAUUCCUGGAAGCGUGAAAAUAAAGUAUAGAAGCAAAAACAGUUUGUACAAUUCUAAUAAUUUUAGAAGUCAAUAUUUAAAUUCGCUUUGUUAUCAUUUCUUCAAGUAGUUGUCUUUAAAUUGCCUCAGACUUUAUGACACACUGCACACUGUGCUGAGAAAGGACACGUUUUCGGUUAAUAGCUCUUUGUGAAUGACGUUGUUGGCACAAGCAUACUUUUUUAUUUCUGUCAAACUGUGCAAUUCUUGGCAUCUUUGAUGGAUUCAAUUAAAGAAAUGGAAACAAAUGAGUGGUUUUGCAAAAGGCUGCUGCUAACAAAGUGCCUGUAGGUACAAUUUAAAAUGAGUUCUUUCGUGAGUUGUCUGUUAUGUGUAGCCACAUAAAAUCCAUUAAAUUAGAUGCUGUUUUUAAACUUAUUAUUUAUAGGUCACUGUUAAGUGGCUUAAUGUACAAAAACAUCUGAAAAUGUUCAGAUAUAAGGACUGAACUGAAAAUAAGUGAAAAAGCAGCCAAUGUCUAAAGAAAAGCUUAAAAAGAACUUCAGAAAGUCUUAAAAACUUUUUCUCGACCACUUGAAAAAUGACAAAUUAGUAAAGUCUGGGUUAUUGAUAGAAAAAAAAUAAAGAAAUGAGGGGUGGCUUUAGACUUCUGCUAAGUAUUGUUUUGUAACUAGCUACAUAACUUGUGUCAUACCCCAACAACAGCAAUUGUAAACAUUUUUCCAUCUACCUCCUAAAAACAUUGUGUUGGCGCAUGCACAGAAAUCUGUGACAAGCUUAUUUAUGGUUUUCAGGUAACUUCACAUCGUUAUAGGAGCGCCAACCUGAUGAGAAAUUCCUUUGCUUCCCACCACUAUUUUUUGCUAUACAACAUGCUGAAUGAGUGUGUGACUCUGUUCACAGUGACAAAUCACACAGCAGUGCUUGCAAAGACCCUUCCACACCAGUGCAACGUAAAAAUCACAUACAUUCCUCCUUGUCCACACUAAGGUUGUUAGUCAAGUAAUUUAAACUGACGUUGGAAAAAAGCUCUGAUUAGAUUUAUGUCAUGUUACAUUGUGUACACCCAACUAACAUAUUACUAACCUGUCAACUACUGCUCCACAGUGUUGACUGUAGUGACCCUGAAACCUCUAAAUACUGUUGGGUAGCUGCCUACCAUUAGUUAAUUAGCACUCACCUUUGACAAUAAAGAAUUUCUUGUUCUUCAUCACUCAAA
This is a messenger RNA of Oreochromis niloticus (Nile tilapia), 2950 nucleotides long. It is a transcript of the gene daw1, whose product is annotated as dynein assembly factor with WDR repeat domains 1. Bases 82 to 1329 code for a protein of 415 amino acids. Gene Ontology annotation, biological process: proteasome-mediated ubiquitin-dependent protein catabolic process; ubiquitin recycling. Gene Ontology annotation, molecular function: ubiquitin binding. Lineage: Eukaryota; Metazoa; Chordata; Actinopteri; Cichliformes; Cichlidae. Gene Ontology annotation, cellular component: cytoplasm; nucleus. The transcript has 13 exons. The record is from RefSeq and is a predicted model, not a curated record.